This is a messenger RNA of Passer montanus (Eurasian tree sparrow), 804 nucleotides long. RefSeq lists its product as uncharacterized. Bases 4 to 678 code for a protein of 224 amino acids. Lineage: Eukaryota; Metazoa; Chordata; Aves; Passeriformes; Passeridae. The transcript is spliced from 3 exons. The record is from RefSeq and is a predicted model, not a curated record.
UUGAUGGAGACUGCCCUUCCUCUCUCGCUGCUUCCCUCCCUCUUGUCUUGCCAGGCUGUAGCAGCGAUUCCAGCAUCCCCAUCCUCUGUAUCAUCGCAGGGAUGCUCGGCAGUAUCCAUGGUCUCACACAAACGUUUCCCGUUCCUUCAACCGAGUAUCAAUCUAAUGGUUGAGCACUCCAAUAUCUCCAUUAAGCGUAUUUUUGUUGACUCUUGCACCUGGCUGUGGCUGCUUGGCUCUAUCUCCUCCCUGGUCAGAGGAAAUGGAAGUGCUGCAGCGGCUGCAGUCUCGCAGACCCGAGGGCGAGCAGCAGCGGACAAACAGCGCCAGGAGGGCCCGGGGGCUGCGGGGCGGCAGCGUGACAAUGUGUUGCCAGCAGGGAAAUGGGUGCUCCUCUCCUGCACACUCCCACUAAGGAUGGUGUCCUACCCCCUUUCCUUGGGGUGGUACAACUGCCCUGAUAUGAAUUAUGGGGAUGUGCCCUUUAUGAGAAGAUUCUUCACUGAUUCCUUUUAUACAGAAGAGGCUGAAGUUGAGGGUUUGACCUUAAACACCAGUGAAAGAUCAAGCUCACCUGUCCAGACGUGGGUUACGCACUGCCUGGCCGUGGUGGGGACAAGAUCUGGCCAGCACUGCCAGGCCACGGUGAGGAUGAGGUCUGGGCAGCCCUGUCUGUAGCUCUUGCCUGGUUUCCUGCUGCCUGCUGGAUGGUGAGUGAUGUGGUAAAUCAGCUGUCACUUAGCAACGCUGCCGGCUGGGGAGCAGCGGCAGGUUUUGGUGCAGGAGCGACGCCUGCAAGGCUGU